GUUGUUAUGUAACAGCUGAGCCUGGCUACAAGUCAGCUAUUGGAGAAUGUCAACAGUGCAAUCCUAGCUAGUCUACUGUCACUGUGUGUGUGUGUGUGUGUGUGUGUGUGUGUGUGUGUGUUUGUGCUAGUGUCUAACCAAGAGCCUGCGGAAUGUAGGGUAGAGACCACACGAUGAUGCGUGUGAUGCGACUGCUCAGAUGUUUCAUACUGCCAGUGGUUGGAACCAUGUCCCUCGGACUGCUACUCUGCAGCCUCAUCAUGUCAGCUGACCACUCACCCCACCAUCCCUCACGCCAAGUCGUACUCAAGCAGUCAGCCAAUCAAGUUCACACAUAUAUACCGCCAUCACCAAAUAUGUCAGCUGACCACUCACCCCACCAUCCCUCACGCCAAGUUGUACUCAAGCAGUCAGCCAAUCAACUUCACACAUAUAUACCGCCAUCACCAAAUAGACGAGAGAAACAUUUUCCCUUCAGAAGUGACUUCUCAUUCCCCCAGCCGCGAGUAAUGAAGCCUCUCACAGAAAUAGAUUCAAGCAAAUUUCUUCGCGACCUCAGGCAAUUCUUGCUUGGGUACAAAUUGAAGAAGCCCCUAGCAUUAAUCACUUCCAACGACAAGUAUGUGGAUGUCCUGCUAAACUGGUUAAUAUCAGCCACAGUUCGCAGUGGGUUACCAUUGGAGUCAAUUGUUGUUUUUUCACUGGACACAAAAAUACAUGCCUUGCUUACGAAACGUGGUAUACCAUCAAUACUAACUUUACCAGCAGAACUUCUUAGACAAGACUUCAACUUCAAUAAGACAUUUGAAGAAAUCAUGAUGGUUCGAUUAGCAGUGAUGAGAAUUGUGAGUCACUUUGGUUUUGAUGUUGUCAUGUACGACACUGACGCUAUCAUACUCAAAGACCCACAGCCACUAUACAACCGUCUCCAUGGUGAUGACAUUAUCGGAUCUGUGGGGAGAAUCCCCUACGACCUCCUGGCAGAGUGGGGCAUAACCAUCUGUAUCGGUGUUGUCCUUAUAAGGAGCUCUCCUGCAAUAGAAAACUACUGGAACUCUAUGAAUGACAUCUGUGUAGAAUCAGUUGAUGAUCAAACUAAACUGAACUGUGGAUUGAAAGCUCUGAACAUUCGAUGGGUCAAUAACGACACCAGUUUCUAUAACACAACUAUACAAGGAGCUACCACUGUACAAGGAGCUACCACUGUACAAGGAGCUACCACUGUACAAGGAGCUACCACUGUACAAGGAGCUACCACUAGUAGACUAGUCAAUGUUAGUAUACUGCAAUACGACCUUGUUUGCAGGAAGGACAAAUGUGCUGCAAAUAAGAGAGCAUUGUAUUAUAUAUGGCACAAAGGAGGAGACAGAUCGCGUAAGAAGAAGCUGGCUGGAGCUAGGGAUGGACAGACGUGGUUCCUCAAGCAUCAGUGGCAGUUGCUUAGGAACAAUCUGAUUGGUGUCGAGUGGUUGGAGUCAAUCUGUUAUCCAGGAGUGACCCACGGAUGAUGAUCGAGGCACCUAGCAAUAUUCAGUAAUUAAAAUAAUGUGCACGCUCCAUGCAGCUAUAAAAAAAAAUUAUAUAUAUAUUAUAGCUAGCAUUGGUUUUUGGAUAAUUCAUCAUUUAUUUUUUAUUUAUACAUGUAUAGACUCUACUUGGUAUAAUUAUUAUGACAUCA
Messenger RNA from Halichondria panicea, 1678 nucleotides. RefSeq lists its product as uncharacterized. The coding region runs from base 174 to 1508 and encodes 444 amino acids. Gene Ontology annotation, molecular function: glycosyltransferase activity. The transcript has 3 exons. Gene Ontology annotation, cellular component: Golgi apparatus. NCBI's taxonomy places the organism in Eukaryota, Metazoa, Porifera, Demospongiae, Suberitida, Halichondriidae. The record is from RefSeq and is a predicted model, not a curated record.